This is a messenger RNA of Lepus europaeus (European hare), 8365 nucleotides long. It is a transcript of the gene FASN, whose product is annotated as fatty acid synthase. The transcript has 43 exons. The coding region runs from base 174 to 7712 and encodes 2512 amino acids. Gene Ontology annotation, biological process: fatty acid biosynthetic process. Gene Ontology annotation, molecular function: phosphopantetheine binding; fatty acid synthase activity; 3-oxoacyl-[acyl-carrier-protein] synthase activity. NCBI's taxonomy places the organism in Eukaryota, Metazoa, Chordata, Mammalia, Lagomorpha, Leporidae. Gene Ontology annotation, cellular component: cytoplasm. The record is from RefSeq and is a predicted model, not a curated record.
GGCGGCGCAGCCAAGCUGUCAGCCCAUGUGGCGUGGCCGCCCGGGGAUGGCCGCAGUUUAAAUAGAGUCGGCGCCGGCCUAGAGGGAGCCAGAGAGACGCCGCGGCGCCCGCCCCGCUCCGCCUGCGCGCCGAAUCCUCGCUCGCCGCCGCCCGCGCCCAGACCAGAGGAACCAUGGAGGAGGUAGUGAUAGCCGGCAUGUCCGGGAGGCUGCCCGAGUCGGAGAACAUGCAGGAGUUCUGGGCCAACCUCGUGGGCGGUGUGGACAUGGUCACGGAUGACGAUCGGCGCUGGAAGGCGGGGCUCUACGGCCUGCCCAGGCGCUCCGGCAAGCUGAAGGACCUGUCCAAGUUUGAUGCGGCCUUCUUCGGUGUCCACCCCAAGCAAGCUCACACAAUGGACCCCCAGCUCCGGCUGCUGCUGGAGGUCACCUACGAGGCCAUCGUGGAUGCAGGCAUCAACCCAGCCUCCCUCCGGGGCACGCACACCGGCGUCUGGGUGGGCGUGAGUGGCUCCGAGGCCUCGGAGGCCCUGAGCCGAGACCCCGAGACGCUCCUGGGCUACAGUAUGGUGGGCUGCCAGCGCGCCAUGAUGGCCAACCGGCUCUCCUUCUUCUUCGACUUCAAAGGGCCCAGCGUCGCCCUGGACACAGCCUGCUCCUCCAGCCUGCUGGCCCUGCACAGCGCCUGCCAGGCCAUCCGCAGUGGGCAGUGCCCAGCGGCCGUGGCCGGCGGCAUCAACGUGCUGCUGAAGCCCAACACCUCCGUGCAGUUCAUGAAGUUGGGCAUGCUGAGCCCCGAGGGCACCUGCAAGGCCUUCGACGACGCAGGAAACGGGUACUGCCGCUCCGAGGCCGUGGUGGCCGUCCUGCUGACCAAGAAGUCCCUGGCCCGGCGCAUGUACGCCACCAUCCUCAACAGCGGCACCAACACCGACGGCUGCAAGGAGCAAGGCGUGACCUUCCCCUCUGGAGAGGCCCAGGAGCAGCUCAUCCGGUCCCUGUAUGAGCCGGCAGGGGUGGCCCCCGAGUCCCUGGAGUUCAUCGAGGCCCACGGCACAGGCACCAAGGCGGGCGACCCCCAGGAGCUGAAUGGCAUCGUCCGAGCCUUGUGUGCCUCCCGCAAGGAGCCCCUGCUGAUCGGGUCCACCAAGUCCAACAUGGGGCACCCUGAGCCCGCCUCGGGGCUCACGUCCCUGGCCAAGGUGCUGCUCUCCCUGGAGCACGGGCUCUGGGCCCCCAACCUGCACUUCCACAGCCCCAACCCCGAGGUCCCCGCGCUGAGCGACGGGCGGCUGCAGGUGGUGGACCGGCCCCUGCCCGUGCGCGGCGGCAACGUCGGCAUCAACUCCUUUGGUUUCGGCGGCUCCAACGUGCAUGUCAUCCUGCAGCCCAACACACGGGCCCCCGCGGCCCCUGGCCCCCACGCCUCUCUGCCCCGCCUGCUGAGGGCCAGUGGGCGCACCCUCGAGGCCGUCCAGGACCUGCUGGAGCAGGGCAGCCGGCACAGCCGGGACCUGCCCUUUGUGAGCAUGCUCAAUGACAUUGCGGCCACGCCCACGGCCGCCAUGCCCUUCCGGGGCUACGCCGUGCUGGGCGGAGAGGCCAGCGGCCUGGAAGUGCAGCAGGUGCCUGCCGGCAAGCGGCCACUCUGGUUCAUCUGCUCAGGCAUGGGCACGCAGUGGCGCGGGAUGGGGCUGAGCCUCAUGCGCCUGGACCGCUUCCGGGACUCCAUCCUGCGCUCCGACGCGGCGCUGGAGCCGUUUGCGCUGAAGGUGUCGGAGCUGCUGCUGAGCACGGUCGAGGACAUCUUCGAUGACAUCGUCCACGCCUUCGUCAGCCUCACCGCCAUCCAGAUUGCCCUCAUAGACCUGCUGACCUCCAUGGGCCUGCAGCCCGACGGCAUCGUGGGGCACUCCCUGGGGGAGGUGGCCUGCGGCUACGCCGACGGCUGCCUGUCCCAGGAGGAGGCCGUGCUCGCCGCCUACUGGAGGGGCCAGUGCAUCAAGGAGGCCCACCUCCCGCCUGGCGCCAUGGCCGCCGUGGGCCUGUCCUGGGAGGAGUGCAAGCAGCGUUGCCCGCCUGGCAUCGUGCCCGCCUGCCACAACUCGGAGGACACAGUGACCAUCUCGGGGCCUAAGGCCGCCAUGAGCGAGUUCGUGGAGCAGCUGAAGCAGGAGGGAGUGUUUGCCAAGGAGGUGCGGACGGGCGGCAUGGCCUUCCACUCCUACUUCAUGGAGGCCAUCGCCCCCACGCUGCUGCAGGCACUCAAGAAGGUGAUCCGGCAGCCACGGCCGCGCUCUGCCCGCUGGCUCAGCACCUCCAUCCCCGAGGCCCAGUGGCAGGGCAGCCUGGCCCGCACGUCCUCGGCCGAGUACAACGUCAACAACCUGGUGAGCCCUGUGCUGUUCCAGGAGGCGCUGUGGCACGUGCCCGAGCACGCGGUGGUGCUGGAGAUCGCCCCCCACGCCUUGCUGCAGGCCGUCCUGAAGCGGGGCCUCAAGUCCAGCUGCACCAUCCUGCCCCUGAUGAAGAAAGACCACAAGGACAACCUGGAGUUCCUGCUCACCAGCCUGGGCAAGCUGCACCUCACCGGCAUCGACGUCGACCCCAACGCCCUGUUCCCGCCGGUGGAGUUCCCGGCCCCCCGAGGGACCCCUCUCAUCUCCCCCCACAUCAAGUGGGACCACAGCCAGAGCUGGGACGUGCCCGCCGCCGAGGACUUCCCGAGCGGCUCCAGUUCCUCCUCCGCCACCAUCUACAACAUCGACGCCAGCCCCGAGUCCCCCGACCACUACCUGGCUGACCACCGCAUUGACGGCCGUGGCAUCUUCCCCGGCACCGGCUACCUGUGCCUGGCCUGGAAGACCCUGGCUCGCAGCCUGGGCCUGGCCAUGGAGCAGAUGGCCGUGGUGUUUGAGGACGUAACCCUGCACCAGGCCACCAUCCUGCCCAAGACUGGGACCGUGCCCCUGGAGGUGCGGCUCCUGGAGGCCUCCCGUGCCUUCGAGGUGUCUGAGAACGGCAACCUGAUCGUGAGCGGGAAGAUAUACCAGUGGGAGGACCCGAACCCCGAGCUCUUCGAGCACCCAGAAGGCCUGAGUCCCACAGACACCACGGCCGCCUUCCGGCUGACCCAGGGCGACAUGUACAAGGAGCUGCGGCUGCGUGGCUACGACUACGGCCCCCACUUCCAGGGCGUCGUCGAGGCCAGCCUUGAAGGCACCUCCGGCCAGCUGCUGUGGAAGGACAACUGGGUGACCUUCCUGGACGCCAUGCUGCAAGUGUCCAUCCUGGGCCACAGCCAGCGCAGCCUGCGCCUGCCCACGCGCAUCACACGCCUGCACGUCGACCCCGCCACCCACCUGCGCAAGGUGUACACGCUGCAGGGCGAGGCCCAAGUGGCAGACGUGGUGGUGGACAGCUGUCUGGGCACCAUCAUGGCCGGCGGAGCCCACAUCGCCGGCCUCCACACCUCCGCGGCCCCCCGGCGGCAGCAGGAGCAGCUGGUGCCCACCCUGGAGAAGUUCUGCUUCGUGCCCCACGUGGAGGGCGACUGCCUAUCGCAGAGCGCCGCCCUGCAGGAGGAGCUGCAGCUGUGCAAGGGGCUGGCGCAGGUGCUGCAGACCAGGGUGGCCCAGCAGGGGCUGAAAAUGGCCGUGCCGGGGCUGGACGGGUCCCCGGCGCCCCAGGAGCCCCCUCAGCAGGCCCUGCCCCGCCUGCUGGCGGCCGCCUGCCAGCUGCAGCUCAAUGGGAGCCUGCAGCGGGAGCUGGGCCAGGCGCUGGCCCGCGAGCGGCCGGGGCUGCCCGAGGACCCGCUGCUCAGCGGCCUCCUGGACUCCCCGGCACUCAAGGCCUGCGUGGACACAGCCCUGGAGAACCUGCCCAGCCUCAGGAUGAAGGUGGUAGAGGUGCUGGCCGGGGAAGGCCACCUGUAUGCCCGCAUCCCGGAGCUGCUCAACACGCAGCCCAUGCUGCAGCUGGAGUACACGGCCACCGACCGCGACGCCCAGGCCCUCCAGGCGGCCGAGGCGCAGCUGCAGCAGCGUGACGUCGGCCAGGCCCAGUGGGACCCCGCGGGCCCUGCCCCCGGCAGCCUGGGCACAGCCGACCUCCUGGUGUGCAACUGUGCCGUGGCCAGCCUCGGGGACCCGGCCUCCGCCCUGCGCAACAUGGCGGCCGCCCUCAAGGAAGGCGGCUUCUUGCUGUUGCACGCCCUGCUGCGGGGACACGCCCUCGGGGAGACCCUGGCCUUCCUGGCCUCUUCCGAGCCUCAGCGCGGGCCGAGCCUCCUGACCAAGGACGAGUGGGAGCGCCUGUUCACGGAGACGGCGCUGCACGUCGUGGGUCUGAAGACGUCCUUCUACGGCUCCGCCCUGUUCCUGUGCCGCCGGCCCGUCCCCCAGCACAGCCCCAUCCUGCUGCCCGUGGAGGACGCCAGCUUCCGAUGGGUGGACUCUCUGAAGGACGUGCUGGCCGAGGACUCCUCCCGGCCCGUGUGGCUGACGGCUGUGGACUGCCCCACCUCGGGCGUCGUGGGCCUGGUCAACUGCCUCCGCAAAGAGCCUGGCGGGCACCGGAUCCGGUGCGUCCUGCUGUCCAACCUGAGCAGCAGGUCGCCCGCGCCUGCCCUGGGCCCCGAGUCCGCGGAGCUGCGGGAGCUGCUGCGGGGGGACCUGGUGAUGAACGUGCAUCGGGACGGGGCCUGGGGCGCCUUCCGCCACCUCCCACUGGAGCAGGACAAGCCGCAGGAGCAGACGGCCCACGCCUUCGUGAACGUCCUCACCCGGGGCGACCUCUCCUCCAUCCGCUGGGUCUGCUCCCCGCUGCGCCACGCCCAGCCCGCCGGCUCCGACGCUCAGCUCUGCACCGUCUACUACGCCUCCCUCAACUUCCGGGACAUCAUGCUGGCCACCGGCAAGCUGUCCCCUGACGCCAUCCCAGGAAAGUGGGCUGCCCGUGACUGCAUGCUGGGCAUGGAGUUCUCCGGCCGCGACUCCCGUGGCCAGCGUGUGAUGGGGCUGGUGCCCGCCGAAGGCCUGGCCACCUCAGUGCUGCUGGCACCAGACUUCCUCUGGGACGUGCCCUCCGGCUGGACCCUAGAGGAGGCCGCCUCGGUCCCAGUGGUCUACACCACAGCCUACUACUCGCUGAUCGUCCGCGGCCGCAUGCGGCGCGGGGAGACGGUGCUCAUCCACUCCGGCUCUGGCGGCGUGGGCCAGGCCGCCAUCGCCAUCGCCCUCAGCCUGGGCUGCCGCGUCUUCACCACCGUGGGCUCGGCCGAGAAGCGGGCGUACCUCCAGGCCAGGUUCCCGCAGCUCGACAGCACCAGCUUCGCCAACUCCCGGGACACGUCGUUCGAGCAGCACGUGCUGCGGCACACGGGCGGGAAGGGCGUGGACCUGGUACUCAACUCCCUGGCUGAGGAGAAGCUGCAGGCCAGCGUGCGCUGCCUGGCCCAGCACGGCCGCUUCCUGGAGAUCGGCAAAUUUGACCUCUCCAACAACCACCCGCUGGGCAUGGCCGUCUUCCUCAAGAACGUGACCUUCCACGGCAUCCUGCUGGACGCGCUCUUCGAGGACGCCAGCGCGGACUGGCGGGAGGUGGCGGAGCUGCUGCGGGCCGGCAUCCGCGACGGGGUGGUGCAGCCCUUGCGGCGCACUGUCUUCCCCAAGGACCAGGUGGAGGCCGCCUUCCGCCACAUGGCGCAGGGCAAGCACAUCGGCAAAGUCAUCGUCCAGGUGCGCGAGGAGGAGCAGGAGGCGGUGCUGAAGGGCGUGCGGCCCACCCUGACCACGGCCGUCUCCAAGACCUUCUGCCCGGCCCACAAGAGCUACGUCAUCACGGGCGGCCUGGGCGGCUUUGGCCUCGAGCUGGCCCAGUGGCUGGUGGUGCGGGGCGCCCAGAGGCUGGUGCUGACCUCGCGCUCGGGGAUCCGCACAGGCUACCAGGCCAAGCAGGUUCGUGAAUGGAGGCGCCAGGGCGUGCAGGUGCUGGUGUCCACCAGUGACGCCAGCUCGCUGGAGGGCGCCCGGGCCCUGGUGGCCGAGGCGGCGCAGCUGGGGCCUAUCGGCGGCGUUUUCAACUUGGCCAUGGUCCUGAGAGACGCCAUGCUGGAGAACCAGACCCCCGAGCUCUUCCUCGACGUCAGCAAGCCCAAGUACAACGGCACCGUGAACCUGGACAGGGUGACCCGGGAGGCCUGUCCGGAGCUGGACUACUUCGUGGCGUUCUCCUCGGUGAGCUGCGGGCGCGGCAACGCUGGCCAGACCAACUACGGCUUUGCCAACUCCACCAUGGAGCGCAUCUGCGAGCAGCGCCGGCACGACGGCCUCCCAGGCCUGGCUGUGCAGUGGGGCGCCAUCGGCGACGUGGGCAUCGUCCUGGAGUCCAUGGGCACCAACGACACGGUCAUCGGGGGCACGCUGCCGCAGCGCAUCGCCUCCUGCCUGGACGUGCUGGAGCUCUUCCUGCACCAGCCCCACGCCGUGCUCAGCAGCUUCGUGCUGGCCGAGAAGAAGGCCAAGCCCCGCGCCGAGGGCGAGGGCCAGCGGGACCUGCUGAAGGCCGUGGCACACAUCCUGGGCAUCCGUGACCUGGCCGGCGUCAACCUGGACAGCUCGCUGGCGGACCUGGGCCUGGACUCGCUCAUGGGUGUGGAAGUGCGCCAGACCCUGGAGCGCGAACACGACCUGGUGCUGUCCAUGCGCGAGGUGCGGCAGCUCACGCUGCGCAGGCUGCAGGAGCUGUCCGCCCAGGCCGGCUCGGCCCCCGAGCUGGCAGCCACCACGUCCAAGGAGAGCGGCCCAGCCCAGGAGCAGGCGCGGCUGAACCUGAGCACCCUGCUGGUGAACCCCGAGGGCCCCACCCUGACGCGGCUCAACUCGGUGCAGAACUCGGAGCGGCCGCUCUUCCUGGUGCACCCCAUCGAGGGCUCCACCACCGUGUUCCACAGCCUGGCCGCCAAGCUCAGCAUCCCUGCCUACGGCCUGCAGUGCACCCGAGCUGCCCCACUGGACAGCAUCCAGAGCCUGGCUGCCUACUACAUCGACUGCAUCAGGCAGGUGCAGCCCGAGGGGCCCUACCGCGUGGCCGGCUACUCCUACGGGGCCUGUGUGGCCUUCGAGAUGUGCUCACAGCUGCAGGCCCAGCAGGGCCAGGCCCCCACCAACAACAGCCUCUUCCUCUUUGACGGCUCGCACACUUACGUGCUGGCCUACACCCAGAGCUACCGCGCCAAGAUGACCCCGGGCUGCGAGGCCGAGGCCGAGGCGGAGGCCAUGUGCUUCUUCGUGCAGCAGUUCACCGACGCUGAGCACAGCAGGGUGCUCGAGGCGCUGCUGCCGCUGAACAGCCUGGAGGAGCGCGUGGCGGCCACCGUGGACCUCGUCACCAAGAGCCACCACGGCCUGGACCGCCAGGAGCUGAGCUUCGCGGCCCUGUCCUUCUACCACAAGCUGCGCGCGGCCGAGCAGUACACCCCCAAGGCCAAGUACCACGGCAACGUGACCCUGCUGCGCGCCAAGACAGGCGGCGCCUACGGCCAGGACCUGGGCGCCGACUACAACCUCUCGCAGGUGUGUGACGGGAAGGUGUCCGUGCACGUCAUCGAGGGCGACCACCGCACGUUGCUGGAGGGCAGCGGCCUGGAGUCCAUCGUCAGCAUCGUGCACAGCUCCCUGGCCGAGCCGCGCGUGAGCGUGCGCGAGGGCUAGGCCGCGGGCUGGGCGGGGCCCUGCCGGUGGGGCCCGCCUGCGGCCGGCAGAAGCAGGACAGCGCCGUGUCCCAGGCAUGUGCCGGGAGCCCCGGCGCCGCUGGCUUGGAGACCGGCUGGUCUGUGAAGAGCCAGGGCCGCGGGAGUCGGGCUGAGCCCUGUGCCGCGUGGGGCCGGGGCUCUGAAUCCUUGUAUUUAUUGCCUCGCUGGGAAAGACCCCCGCCCCGGGCCCACCCCCUCAGUGAAGAUGGCAGAAGCCACUCCAGGGCUUCUUCGAGGUCACCUGUGUGGUCCUGCCUGGGCUGCACCCACCUGCAGCCCCCAUGGAUGCCAGCGGCUGCCCAGGCCCGGCCUCCGCCCGCUGGAGGGAUGGAGGGGGCGGGCCCAUCCCCGGAGCACUGGAGCCCCCAGGCCUCGUCCCAGGUGCCCGGCUGCACCCAUGAUGCAGGGCCGGCUCUGGGCCCUGCGGACGGCACCGGGUGCCACUCUGUGUGUCUGUGUCCGUUUCCGAAACCCCUUCAGGUCGCUGCUCGGAUCUCGACGUAGCCGUCGGUGUAGAGCCACGUGUGCUCGCCCCGUUUUUACUCCCCUUGUUCGAUGCUGCUCUUGGCGCCCACCCCCAGCCACCCUGAUUAAACCACACGUGAGCUCCUC